AUUUGGGGGAUCCCGGGGGGGUCUCUGAGCCCCCCCCAAUCCCCCGGGGGUCUCUGAGCGCCCCCCGUGUGCCCCCAGCCCCGCCAUGUCCCGCGCCACCAAGCGGAAGCACGUGGUGCAGCAGCUGCUGCGGGACAGCGUCGAGCCCCGCGCGGCGCAGAGGGUCGUGAGGGUGUUGGGGACACCGGGGAACAACCUGCACGAGGUGGAGACGGCGGAGGGGACGCGGUUCCUGGCCAGCAUGCCCCCCUGCUUCAGGAAACACAUCUGGAUCAAGAGAGGUGAUUUCCUGCUCGUGGACCCCAUCGAGGAGGGGUCAAAGGUCAAGGCCGAAAUCUCGCUGGUGCUGCUCCCCCCCCACGUGCGCUCGCUGCAGCUCCAGGGGCUCUGGCCCGAGGCAUUUGGGACCCCCGAGAGGCCGAAUUCCCGGGAGGGGGAUGGGGACAAGGACGGGGGGCUCUUCGUCAACACCAACCGGGGGGGAACCCCCGGGGACGAGGACACCGGGGACAGUGAAGAGGACACAGGGGACAGCGAAGAGGACACCGGGGACAGCGACAGCCAGGAGGACACGAGUGACAACAGUGACAAUGAAGAGGACACCGGGGACAAGGAGCCCGAGGAGGAGCACCCGGAGCACCCCAGUGACACCGAGGGUGACACAGAAGGUGACACAAAGGAUGACACAGAGAGUGACACAGAGGACCCCCGGGACAAGAGCAGCGGUGACAAGGACCCGAGUGACACGGAGGGUGACACCAAGGGUGACACAGAAGGUGACAAGGAGGAGCCCCAUGACAAGAGCAGUGGUGACAAGGACACGAGUGACAUGGAGGGUGACACAGAGAGUGACCCAAAGAACCCUCGUGACAAGAGCAGCGGUGACAAGGACACAAGUGACACCAGGGGUGACACCAAGGGUGACACCAAAGGUGACAAGGAGGACCCCUGUGACAAGGACAUGAGUGACACACAGGAGGACACGGGGGGGGCCGAGGCCACCCCCCACCCCCGGGACAGUGGGGACAGGGACAGCGGGGACACCGGGGAUGGUCCCCAAUAAAGGACACUCGCUGGUGGCA
Chiroxiphia lanceolata (lance-tailed manakin) is the source of this 1082-nucleotide messenger RNA. It is a transcript of the gene EIF1AD, whose product is annotated as eukaryotic translation initiation factor 1A domain containing. Bases 86 to 1063 code for a protein of 325 amino acids. Lineage: Eukaryota; Metazoa; Chordata; Aves; Passeriformes; Pipridae. The transcript has 8 exons. Gene Ontology annotation, molecular function: translation initiation factor activity; RNA binding. Gene Ontology annotation, biological process: translational initiation. The record is from RefSeq and is a predicted model, not a curated record. Gene Ontology annotation, cellular component: nucleus.